UAAGGGCACACUUAACUAAUGGGAUCCUAUCGAUGUUUCACCCCCUCCAAUCCUGAUCUUUACACGGCGGAAUGUUAAUGUUGCCACAGCCUGUCCGUGUUGUCUUUGGCCGCUCUGAGUCUGGCUUUAUUGUUGUAGUCGGUCUAUAAUGUCAUGGAGCUUGACGGAUAUGAUUAAAAAACCGCAGUAAAGCAACCCUCCUGUGACUGACUGGACUAUGGAAGUGAUCGGGUUUACUCUGCACAUGUGUGAGGAGAAGUGUGUGUCCCAUGUUGCAUUAGUGUCUGUGUGAAAUGCUGGCCUGUCUGCCAGGGCCAGGUGACCUCCCCCUUCAGCUUCUCCCCCACACGCAGAUGAACACUGGACAUCAGAAAUGGGACACCACACAAAGGAUGAGAUCCGCUCCGUUUCCAACCCCUGCAGAAUUGGAUGCAUAUGCUAAGAAGGUUGCCAACAACCCCCUCACCAUCAAGAUCUUCCCCAACAGCGUCAAGGUGCCGCAGCGAAACCACGUGCGCCGCACAGUCAACGGGCUGGAUACGUCAGGCCAGCGCUACAGCCCUUACCCUUCCUCUCAGGCCAGUGCCAAGACAGGCCUCCUCGCCAUCAUCAAGGUGCCCACAGUCAAAGGCAUCCUGAAAGAUUUUGACGGAAGCCGGGCUCGCUUGCACCCUGAAGUCAUCAUGAACCCCCACGCCGGACCCUACCAAGUGGCUUCGACCAGCACUUUAAACCACCACCCACCUCUGCCGAACCUUACCCGGCUCCAGCAGAGCUUACCCCUCCAACCACAGGACCCACCUCAGACUCUACAGAUGCCCCUCCCUCAGCAGCAGGGUCACACCCAGAGCCUCAGACACCCUCCCCCCAUGGCCCAGCCCCCUCAGGGCCCACACAGACUUCAGACUCUGUCUCAGCAUCCAGCCCUUGGUCACCCACAGGGGCCAACUACCGUCAUGCUUCAGCAGCAGCACCUUCAGCAGCAGCCACCACCUGGCCUGCACGGGAGCAGAAAGCUGCCAGAUGGCGACGCACCGCCUAAUGUUACCGUCUCUACCUCAACCAUUCCACUCUCCAUGGCUGCCGGGCUGCACCAGGGCCGCCAGGCUGACCUGAGCUCCAUUGUGCAUCAGAUCAACCAGUUCUGCCAAGCUCGGGCCCAAGGUGCGGGAGCCACCUCCAUGUGUGAGGGCCAGAUCGCCAACCCCAGCCCCAUCAGUCGCAACCUGCUUAUCAGCGCCUGCUCCAGGGUGUCCAUGCACAGCAACCCUGCCACCCCUGGCUUUCCCCCACCCAACUGCAUUAUUGGCUCUCAAGAGAAAGCCCCCGCCCCGUUGGGAGCUCACCCCCCACACAGCGUGGCAAUUAUGAACCACUUGCCUUCCAACCACACUGAUCUCAAGCAGCAGCACCACCACAUGCUGCACCAACAACAGAAUCAGCAGCAACAACAGCUUCAACAUAACGCGCAGCAGCAGAAGAUGCGCUCCUGGAAUCAGCACCAGUUGGCUCACGUACCCCACAUUCAGAACGGUGGGAGCCACCUCUGCAAGCAGCCUUCCAGGGACCCCGCCUUCCAUUUUAACGGCAUGGGCUACCCUGCAGAGGUGUGUGUGGGUCAGCCUUACACACUGAAACCUCCCGUAGAGAGGCCCACCCCCUCUCCCCCUGUCAACAACGGCAUGCCCGGCCCCAUGGCCCACUACACUAAUGGUCACUACUUCCAGUCCCACAUUUGGAACAGCAGCAUCCUACCCACACCCAACAGUGACAGCUCCGGGUCUCAGGACAUAGCCAUGCCAUUCCACGGUGCGGGCCCAGGGGGGUGCACCACACUAGACUGUGGGCCCCCUGGGGCUCCCCAUUUCAGGCUAGGAACGAGCUCCUCCACCUCCUCCGCCCAGUCUAAUCUGAUGCAAACAGCAGAUUACUUGGGUGGGGACUUCCAGACGCCCUACUUCCGCGAUCAGAAUCUAGGGUUGAUGGGCAAGAUGCACAGGCCUCCUGUGAGCAGGGUAGGUCCAGAGGCUGGGGAUGGCAGAACCGCUCUCAUCCAGCACCCAGGGUACAGAUAAGCUAUGGCCUUGUCUACACAACAGUUAUCAAAACCCCUUUGUUUAGUCUUAAGGAAGGAAACCCAUGAAUAAAACGUAAUUGAUAACUUAAACAAAUGACCGCUAAUGUUAAAGAGGGUAAAUUAAUAUAUUUAAUGGAGAACAGUAGGGUUUUAUUUUUUUUUGGGUUCUUUUUGUUGAAAAUAAAUCUUGCAAGUGAUCAAUUGCUACUUAUGUUUUUGUUAAUGAGUGCUUUUACCUGGCACUUUAGGGAACUUUUUUUUUUAUGUGCGUGUAUACACAUCUGUACUGUGUCAUUCCCUCCUUCCUCUACUGUAUCUGUGUGCCUGGAUCUGAACAGAUCCUGUGUUAUUUCUACUUCAGACCUAUCAGUAGCAGUUUCUUAUGCAUGUAAGAAAGAAGAAGAACAGAUAGAUCCCUCACUGAAAAAAACGUCAACAUCUACUUAUGGAUGUUUUUCUUACAGGGUCAUGUCAGGAACUCGGACUCAGACUAGUUUUAAUUAGACAAGUGACUCAUUUUAAAUUAAUUUUGGUGUUGUUGCUCCAAUCUCAUAGUAACUUCAAGAUUAAACACAAUCAUUUGAGGACAGAAGAAAGUAAUGCUCUUUGUUUUAGUGCAAAGCCACCAGACACUGGAGACGACAAAGUACAGUCAGAAAAGCUUUCUGUAUGCACAUGUACGGAUAGGUAGGUUUUAUUCUUUUCUUUUUUUACAUGUAAUUAUUUAUUUGUAUAAUAGGAUUGUUCAAGGUUGAUUCCUCUCUGUCAGUUUAGGAAGCAUGUAAUCAGGUUGUUUGUACAUAGUCAAGAUCCAGCACGGAGCAAAUGUGUUGAAAAGGUGAUGCUCUGUCCUGCUGAAAAUGCUGCAAUGAAUUCAGGUGUUUAAAAAAAAAAACAACAAAAAACUUUUUGUCAAUGCCAGGAAGGUUUGGCAACAAGAUCGUGAAAAGUUUAGUGCAGAAAAAAAAAGUCAUGAAAGAUUAACUCUGAUACCUUUUUAAAAUGGCCAAAGUCAUGUAAACAAGGACACACUGUUAUGAAAAUGUGCCAUUUUGUGUUUGUUUCCUUUUCAGAUCGUUUUUUUGUUAUCAUGACAAACGUAUUACUUGAAUGUUAAGAUUAUUUGGUGUUUUUUUUUGCAGUUAUUGAAGGCGGUAGGUUAGUUACCAGGACAAAACUCUGGAUUAGAAGACAUGAUAGUGUUAAAAAAGGUCCUGUAGCAUCCAACUACGAGCCUCACCAGAGUUUUGAUCCUGACGGCAGGAACUUAAGUGAAUUAAGUUAUGUGUAGUUGCUACUGAUUCUGAUGUGAAGUCGGUUUGAAAAGACCAAAUUGAUCACUUGCAAGAUCACUUGGAGGUAAACAAAACGUACUUUCGAGUUUUAAAGUGAAACAGCAAAUGCAUUGUUUAUUUUAUUGUACACUGGCUUACCUACUAGACUACUGUAACUUUAAAGUUUAACGAUUGUGUGUGAAUGCUGCCUGCUGAUCUGAUGUGGGUAGAGUUAAGGGUGUGUGUGUGUGUGUGUGUGUGUGUGUGUGUGUGUGUGUGUGUGUGUGUGUGUGUGUGUGUGUGUGUGUGUGUGUGUGUGUGUGUGUGUGUGUGUGUGUGUGUGUGUGUGUGUGUGUGUGUGUGUGUGAGACGCCCAUGUUUUGUUCACUUAACUCCCUAACAGCCCUUAAAAAGCCUUAAGUGUUUGGUCCUUGGACUUCCCUUGAAAAUGAGCAUGGUUUUAAUGAAAACCCCAAAUAAUAAGGAGAAAGAAGAUGGUAAGGAUACACAGAAACAGCAAUUUUUGGUUUCUUUUUUUUUUCUUCUCUUUUUGUUUUAUUGAAUAGACAGAGCAAUUCCUUAGAUAUUCUUUAUAAUAGAAAGCAAGAAAAAGGAGUAAUAUUUUGUAAUUAUAUAUUUUAGCAAUGUGUAGAUACUGAGUUGUAACAUUUUUUUUUCCAAGUUUCGAAGCUUCAGUUUGCAGUUGUGACUAUUUAAAAUACUUGAUUUGCUUGUUAUUUAAAAUUUCUUUCCUUCUUUGUUUCUUGUACUAUUGCUGUGAAAUGGAAGAAGGUCCACAAGCCUUUCUUUUGUGUCAUUCUGUACGACAGAUAAGAGGCAAGAGAGUGAGAGUUGUGCUACUCUUUUUGUAAUAUUGUAAUAAUAAAAUAAAGUUCUAAUUUAUGCUUUGAAA
Molecule: messenger RNA, 4264 nt
Organism: Perca fluviatilis (European perch)
Lineage: Eukaryota; Metazoa; Chordata; Actinopteri; Perciformes; Percidae
Gene: fam222ba
Product: family with sequence similarity 222 member Ba
Exons: 3
Coding region: 294-2075 (593 amino acids)
Source: RefSeq, a predicted model, not a curated record